CAUACCCUCUAUACGUUCUUUUGCGUGGUUUGUCCCUCUUCAGUCGCCGUGAUCAGCUGCUGCUAUGCGGGUGAAAGGUCACAUCAGUACAGCAGACAAGAUGGAUGUCAACCAAGCAAAACAAGAGCAUCUACUCGCGUUAAAAGUGAUGAGGCUGACCAAACCUACACUUUUUACAAACAUGCCAGUAACGUGUGAGGACAGAGAUCUUCCAGGUGAUUUGUUUAUACGACUCAUGAAAGAUGAUCCAUCCACUGUGAAGGGGGCAGAAACACUAAUCCUUGGGGAAAUGCUUACCCUGCCACAGAAUUUUGGAAAUAUUUUCCUAGGCGAGACCUUCUCGAGUUACAUCAGUGUGCACAACGACAGCAAUCAAGUGGUUAAAGAUAUCCUCGUAAAGGCGGACCUACAGACGAGCUCUCAGAGGUUAAAUUUAUCCGCUUCAAACUCCGCUGUUUCUGAACUCAAACCAGAGUGCUGCAUUGAUGAUGUCAUCCAUCAUGAGGUCAAGGAGAUCGGGACACACAUCUUGGUCUGCGCAGUCAGCUACACCACCCAGUCUGGAGAGAAACUGUACUUCAGAAAGUUUUUUAAGUUUCAGGUGCUCAAGCCUCUAGAUGUAAAAACCAAAUUCUACAACGCUGAGAGUGACCUCAGUUCUGUGACAGAUGAGGUUUUCCUGGAGGCACAGAUCCAGAACAUCACUACAUCGCCAAUGUUCAUGGAGAAGGUUUCUCUGGAGCCUUCAAUGAUGUACAACGUCACCGAGCUCAACACUGUGGCUGCUGAAGAUGAGAGCAAGUCAACGUUUGGGAAGAUGUCAUAUCUCCAGCCCUUAGAUACAAGGCAGUAUUUGUACUGCCUAAAGCCCAAGCCGGAGUUUGCCGAGAAGGCCGGGGUUUUAAAGGGGGUGACGGUAAUCGGCAAGUUAGACAUUGUGUGGAAAACCAACCUUGGAGAGAGAGGCAGACUACAGACAAGUCAAUUACAGAGAAUGGCUCCUGGUUAUGGUGACGUCAGGCUUUCCCUUGAACUCAUCCCUGAUACCGUCAAUCUAGAGGAACCCUUUGACAUCACCUGUAAAAUCACCAAUUGCAGUGAGAGGACCAUGGAUCUGCUACUGGAGAUGUGUAACACUCGAUCCAUCCACUGGUGUGGGGUGUCGGGCAGACAGUUGGGUAAACUCAGCCCCAGCGCCUCUCUAUCUAUACCACUCAAGGUCCUGUCAUCUGUUCAGGGCUUACAGAGUAUAUCAGGACUGAGACUGACAGAUACCUUCCUGAAAAGAACGUAUGAAUAUGAUGACAUCGCACAAGUCUGUGUUGUCUGUCCUUACACGAGUCCAGAGAGUUAAAAACCCUUGUGGAUUUUCUGCACUGUUUAUCUCAAUGGACCAACUUUAUGUCUGUCUGUACAUAUUAAUAUAUCACAUUUUGCUCUUUACGGUGGUUGUUUUAAAAAUGUCAUUUUAAAGCCAUUAAUCAUGAUUUUAAGUAUCUGUCAAUGUGAAUAAAACAAUUACAAACCAA
Molecule: messenger RNA, 1529 nt
Organism: Misgurnus anguillicaudatus (oriental weatherfish)
Lineage: Eukaryota; Metazoa; Chordata; Actinopteri; Cypriniformes; Cobitidae
Gene: trappc13
Product: trafficking protein particle complex subunit 13
Cellular component (GO): TRAPPIII protein complex
Source: RefSeq, a predicted model, not a curated record